GCUUUAUAGUUAGCUUCUAUUCAAAUGACUGGACAAAACGGAAAGAGAAAAGCACCAUCGAGCACGACUAAUUUUGUUGACAGGUUAUGCCGUCAACGACAAAUUCCACCUGGAAGUAUUGCUAUAAAGAAUUCUCGCAUGGUCCAUAUGAAACCUGGUUCAAAGAACCCACCACCACCACCACCUACUCAGAGAAAACAUCCACCACCGAUUCAGACAACUAAAACACCACCACCGAUUCAGACAAAUCCAACACCACCACCUUGGCAGCCUCCAUCAAAGACCUUGAAAACCCCAACACCGUCUCCUUCCCACCCUACUUCAAAGACUCAGACAAACCCACCACCACCACCAAUUCAGACAACCCCAACACCCUCUCCUUCCCAUCCUACUUCAACGAAUCAGACAAACCCAACACCACCACCAAUUCAGACAAACCCAACACCGCCACCUACUGAUCAGCCUCAACCAUCAAUCCCGACUUCUGAGGAAUUCAGAUUCAUUCCUACCCCGGGAUAUACUCAUCGUGUUUUACAAAGUCCUCCCCGUCACUCCACAGAAGAGGGCAUUCAAGAAGAGGGGGACCAAGCACUUUCUAAUGAGGAACAAGAAGAACAAGUUGAUGGGCAAAGACCGAAGAUCUAUAUUGUGGAAGAUACUGCGUUAAGUCCAGGAGAUCUUGUUGCCGAAAUGUGUAGAAAAGUUAUAGAAAAGCUUUACCGGGGUACUUUUUUUAAUUAUAGUGAGCUUAAACGCGAGAAAAGAGACAAAGAGAGAAAGCAAUGGUUCAACAUGUUUAAAUCGCUUGUAAGCUGGGACCGUUGUGAUGAUGCUAAAAUGGAAUACUUGUUUCAUCAAAGAUGUGCUGCACGACUACGCGAUAUAUUGCAAAAGGCUAAAGAGAAAGCAUGCAAGCCGCCUUGGAUGGGUGUAGAUACAUGGAAGUUUCUUCUUGAGAAGUGGCAGACAAAAGAUUUCAAAGAUGUCUCCAAACAAAAUAAGACUAAUCGAUCAUCAAGUAGAGGUGGGGCAGUCCAUACGUCUGGCCGUAAAGCUCACCAUGAUGUUGCACUUGAAUUGGCUAAAAAACUCAAGCGACCCGCACAUCCGGAUGAGCUCUUCAUUGCCACCCAUAAAAAGAAGAAUGGGGAAUGGGUUGACGAGCGUGCAGCGACAACACAUAUGAAAGUUAAGAGAGAAAUAGAGAUAAACAUAUUUGGCUUGAGGGGUUUUCUAAAUGUAUUGGCAGUUGUCUUUGCCAUGUGUUUAUAG
Molecule: messenger RNA, 1272 nt
Organism: Vicia villosa (hairy vetch)
Lineage: Eukaryota; Viridiplantae; Streptophyta; Magnoliopsida; Fabales; Fabaceae
Exons: 6
Coding region: 25-1272 (415 amino acids)
Source: RefSeq, a predicted model, not a curated record